Capsella rubella is the source of this 2424-nucleotide messenger RNA. RefSeq lists its product as uncharacterized. The transcript has 2 exons. The record is from RefSeq and is a predicted model, not a curated record. Lineage: Eukaryota; Viridiplantae; Streptophyta; Magnoliopsida; Brassicales; Brassicaceae. Bases 714 to 2387 code for a protein of 557 amino acids.
UAAUUGAUGUGAAUUUGGUUUUUACAAAUUAGGGUUUGUGAGAUUUUGAAAUUAGGGUUUGUUAAUUUGGGGGAAAAGGGGUUUUCGUUGCUAGGGUCUAUAAUUAGGAUAAUUACAAUCAUUUACGAGUUUGUGUAUGUUUGUAAGUCCUGAUUGUUAUAGAAACUACACCAAUCUAAAUCCGAUUUUCUAGGGUUAGUGGAAUUGGGGAAAAUUUUGUUUCAUCUGAUUCUUAAAUUCAAUAAUACUCUCUUGCAUCAUAAUUGUUUGUUGAAAUUGAAUAUGUAUGAGCACGAGUGAAGAUCUGGAUUUUUAUACAAACUAAUUUUGGAGCAUCUGAUUCUUAUUCAUAUGUUUCAAUCCUCUUAUGUGUUGUUGAAUAAUACUCUCUUGGAUCACAAUUGUUUGUUGAAAUUGAAUAGUGUUUGUUGUUUUCAUUUUGACAUAUGCCAUGGGAGUGUGACAUGAGUAAAAAGAUACUGUAAGGAUCAAUGGCAAAGGAGUAUUCAACUGAAAACAGGUCCAUUCACGGGGAAGUUUUAGAAGAAGAAAACACCACACAAUUGGUUCACAGAGACAAGGCAAUUGGUUCACGGACACAGCCCACACACCACACAAUUGGUUCACGGAUACAACACACACACCACACAAUUGGUUCACGGAUACAAUACACACACACUUUCAUAACUUGAUAUAACUUGAUAUAAAUAUGUAUGAAGUCACUUGAACUUGUCAUCGCACACUUUCUCUUUUCUCUUGACUUUUCUCUUCUACACAAUUGUAUUGUAUUCACUUUCUUUUUCACAACAAUUGUAUUCACUUUCUGUUUCACAACAAUUGUAUUCACUUUCUAUUCCCACAAUUUGUAUGCAAUUUCUCUUCAACACCAUCUUAUUUUCAUAACUCUCGUUCACAACGAAAAGAAAAAUAUUUUCACAACAAGAAUAUAUUCAAGUCUUUCUUAUUUCAUUCGCUUUCUUUUUUUACAUUCUACUUUUACUACCAAAGUUCUAACCAAAAAAUUCUACCAAACCACAAAAUUGUUAUUUACUUCUUUUUUUGUUAUAUACAAAAUGGCAUCAUCUUCUCAUGAUGAAUUUUCACAAUUAUUGAAUGAAGAAUUUGAUAAUCUUUUUCAAGAAGAAUUUGAUAAUCAAUUUCAAGAAGAAUUUGAUAAUUCUUUGGAAGAGCAUCAACAACCCAGAAAACCGAGAAAAAAGAGAGUUCAUAUAGAAAGACAUCGUGAAGAAGGACACAUAAGGUUAUGGAACGAUUAUUUUGGAGAUUAUGCAACAUUCCCGCCUAAUCUAUUCCGACGUCGUUUUAGAAUGAAUAAGAAUUUAUUCAUGCGUAUCGUGGAUCGACUAACUAAUGAAAUUCCUUUUUUUCCACAAAGAAGAGAUGCGACCGGAAGGUUAGGAUUCUCUCCACUACAAAAGUGUACAGCAGCAAUUCGCAUGCUUGCAUAUGGUUGUGCGGCUGAUGCGGUUGACGAAUAUCUUCGGAUUGGUGAAACCACUUCCAUGAAAUGCAUGCAACAUUUUCUUGACGGUAUUAUAUAUUGCUUUGGAGAUGAGUACUUGAGAAAACCAACCGCAGAAGAUCUUCAAAGGCUACUCAUUAUUGGAGAGAUUAGAGGAUUUCCCGGGAUGAUGGGAAGCAUCGAUUGUAUGCAUUGGGAGUGGAAAAAUUGUCCAACCGCUUGGAAAGGUCAAUAUACACGAGCCUCGGGAAAACCAACGAUUGUUUUGGAGGCUGUAGCUUCGCAAGAUCUUUGGAUAUGGCAUGCGUUUUUUGGACCUCCAGGUACUUUAAACGAUAUCAAUAUUCUUGAUCGUUCUCCUGUUUUUGAUGACAUCUUACAAGGACGAGCGCCAAAAUGCAAGUAUGUAGUCAACGGAAACGAGUAUAGUUUGGGUUACUAUCUGACAGAUGGAAUUUAUCCAAAAUGGGCCACAUUUAUCCAAUCAAUCCCACUUCCACAAGGUGAUAAACCUUCUUUAUUUGCUGAAAAGCAAGAAGCUUGCCGUAAAGAUGUAGAGCGUGCUUUCGGAGUUUUGCAAGCUCGAUUUGCAAUUAUCAAAAAUCCGGCUCUUAUUUGGGAUAAGGAAAGAAUAGCAAGUAUUAUGCGGGCAUGCAUAAUACUUCACAAUAUGAUAGUAGAAGAUGAAAGAGAUAUGUAUACUCAGUUUAAUGUCAGCGAAUUUCAACAAGCGGAAACUGAAGGAAGUACACGAGUGGAUUUCUCGUAUGAUACAUAUAUGCCUUCAAAUAUCGUCGAUCUGAUGGCCGCUAGAACUCGACUUCGGGAUCGAACUAAGCAUGAACAAUUGAAGAACGAUUUGGUCGAACAUAUUUGGAGUAAAUUUUCUUCCAAUCAAGUUUAAAUUUAUUGUACUUUAUGUUAUAAUUUCUAUCUUAUAA